AUGGCACGCCACCGCUCCUCCUGGGCCGCCGAGGCCGAAGGUUCGGACUCCUUCGCCGCUGCCGUGGCUUCUCCGCUGCCGCCGCUGGCCGCUGCUGCUCACGCCUCCCUUGUGCUUCGGGCGAGCUCCCUCGACCCCGACGACGCGCCUUUCGUUGGUUCUCCCGGCUGCUCCGGGGGGAAAGUCUGCCUCACCGACUCGGAGGCCUCCCUGUCCGCUCCUGAGGACUCCCCCGCCCUUCGUGCGGACGGGGGUCCCUCGCGCCCGAGGGCACAGUGUCGGCGGCGUCGUCGUCCUCCGCGCAAAGGUGCCCAGCCGGGCCGCCACCUCCGGGCGCCAGGGUUGACUCCGGCACCUCGUCUGGCCUCCAUCGUCGUGCACCCGCCGCGCAUGUCUGUCAUCCCGGAUGCUGAGGGUUUUCGGGCAGUGCAGAGUCGCCGCCGCUGGCGUCGUGCCCCGACCCCGCCCCGUCCGGUGCCGGCACUUCUGGUGGCUGGGCACCAGGCGCGGGACUGCCCGCUGCCGCCUAGGCCUGAGCGCUGCGUUGGGAAACGUAGUCGUUCGCCGGGUCUCCGACCUUUCCGGCGCGGCCGGCCGCGCAGGCGGCGCUCUGGGUCCAGGCGUGCCUCCGCGCGUCCCUCGUCGGCGGACACCGUCUCUGCGUGGUCCGUGUCCACUGGCCGCUCGACUUCCGUGCCGCCGAUCUGUCGAGCGUCGUCGCCGGGGCCUGUCACUGCCGGUACGAUAGCCGUGGAGGCAGCUGCCGGGGCUUCGGCUAGGAAGCAUUCUGUCGCCUCGCGGAGCUUCGCAGGGGGUAGCCAUGCUGCCGCUGCCGGUGACAGGGGCCCUGCAGACGUCGCCGGGCCGUCGGGAGCUGCCGGUCGUCAAUCCGGACGCCCGCGUCCCCCUCUGCGCCUGGACAACCCGCCUCCGGUCUCUCCACGUUCCAGAGCUCGGAGCCCGCUCCUUGAGCUAGUCGUCGUGCCGCGUUCGCCGGCCAUUCAAGCUGCAGAGGACGCCCUCUCCUGUGCGCUGCUCGCAAUGGUGCUCGGGACGCGGCCUGCAGUCUCUCCGGCCAUGCUAUUGGAAUAUCUGCAAGCACAUUUUGACAUCCCGGAGGACGCCGUCUCCGUGCGGAGGACACGGCCUGACGACUUCAUCGUUCGCUUCUCCUCCAGGGCUGACCUCGAACGGGUCCUCAGCUCCCCGGCGCCGCCGGCCGCCGCUUUCUCCCUGCGAUGGAGGCGGUGGUCUCGUCUGAUCUCGGCAUCUGCGGGGGCGUUUCGCUACCAUGCCCUUGUCGGCAUGAAAGGCAUACCAUCGCAUGCGCGCUCUGAGGAAGUUGCGCAGGCACUCCUCGGCUCCGCGGGCGUCAAGGUGGAGAUCGCCGACCCCGACGCUGUUGCCGACCCCGAUGACGAGCGUGAGCUCUUCGUCGCGACUUGGUGCGCCCACCCGGACCUCAUCCCCGACGAGAAGAUUCUGGCGAUCCCGGAGCCAGAGGAGCCGCACGAUGGUGGGCCGCCAUUGUUUCGACAACCGCCGCAGCUCCCUUCCACGGUUUCACGCAGCUCCUCCACGCACGUUCCCUUGCAUCGCCAGAUCCCCCGCCACAGCUCCCUUCCAUCGCAGACCCCGCGCGAAUAGGCAAACCGCCGCUCACUCGCCGCCGCCAGUUCGCCGUCGGACGCAGGCCAGGUGCUCGGGUUAGCCCGUUCUCUGCGCGCGCUGCUGUUGGGGAUCGACCAAGCUGUCGCCCGCUGUGCCGACCCCUGCGCCCGCGACCGCGACUCCGCCCGCUCGCCGCCGGCAGCACGACCAGGGUCCGCCACGACGCCGUCCCGGCCUCUACUUCAUCGCUGACCGCAGUCGAUGCUAUUUUCGGCGUGCUCAAUCGCGGCUGAGGGCGUCGUCACAGUCGGUUCCUCCACAACGUCCGGCUGCUCCUCUUCAUCGACAGGCGCGCCACGCGGAAGCCCACACCAACAUCACCAUCGCCACGACUAGGAGGACCGUACCCCCAUCUUCAUCGUCCCCGAGUUCGGUGCCGCUGUUGCUGCUAGAACUGGCACCGGCAAGUUGGGCGACCCCGAUCUACAGCCACCGUGGACGGGAUCUAUAACCACAGUGGAGGGAGAUGCGAAGCAGCAGCUAUCGGAUGGCAAAGCAGAAGGGAGAUGCGGACUAGGCGAGUAGCAUCUCUGUGCAGGUAACUGACAUUUGCUAAUUUAUUAGGAAUGAUACGUUGCAAUUAUGGACACCAAUUGGAAUGAGUAAUUCCACAACACUGGACUUAUUAGCUUGACAUGCAUAAAAACAUAUGUCUAUUUGUUUGGCCAAUUUUUAGCAGGCUAAAGUAGCUUGACAUUGCUAAUGUUAUCUUGUUCAUGGUUAGAAUUGUUCUAUUGGUUGAUUCACAA
Molecule: messenger RNA, 2420 nt
Organism: Sorghum bicolor (sorghum)
Lineage: Eukaryota; Viridiplantae; Streptophyta; Magnoliopsida; Poales; Poaceae
Exons: 3
Coding region: 1-1647 (548 amino acids)
Source: RefSeq, a predicted model, not a curated record